AUGCGAGAAACAAAUCCAUUGCGAAUGCUGAUUGUGUCUGUUAGCACAAUUGAGGACGACGGACACCGAGAUAUCGCCUCGUAUAAUAAGGAGCUGGAGCAGCGGGGAAACCCCCAAUGGCACGAUGUUCCUUGGCUUUUCUCCGAGUGCUAUCUUUACCGUCGGAUGGAAUCCCUCUUCGCCCUGUCCAAGCACUGGAAGGGAUACGACGUUUUCGCCCGCCAGAAGAUGAACACAUUCAAGUCAUCGCGCCCAGCCGUAUUGGAGCUCGCAGCGAGAUACCGUGAUAUCGUGACAGAGGCAGAAUCAAGCAAAGGAAAGGAGGACAAGUCCCCCGAAGAAGUCGAGGCUGCUGAGAGACUUCUCUUUUCGGAGAUGUGCGAGAUUUGUCUGUGGGGAAAUGCCACAGACCUAUCUCUCUUGACAUCCCUCACUUAUGAGGAUAUCCAGAAGUUGCAGGGCUCACAGGCACGCAAAGAUUCACAGAAGAACAUCCUUGUCAAUGACCUCGAUGCCGCAUUCGAUGCCAUGCAGAAGGCCCGUCGUGAAAAGAAAGAUGGUGAUCGUCGCGUGGACAUCGUUCUCGAUAACUCUGGAUUUGAGCUCUUUGUCGACCUGAUUCUGGGUGGAUACUUGCUUUCAUCAGGCUUGGCAACCAGUGUUGUGCUUCACCCUAAACGUCUGCCAUGGUUCGUGUCCGAUGUCACACCCAAGGACUUCUCGGAUCUGCUCAACAGCAUGGUCGACCCGCAAGCAUUCUACACGGCCGCCGACGAAUCAGGAAAGACCUUCCCUCCCCUUUCCGAGAAGGAGGUUUCAGACGUCCAGUUCCUCUUCAACCAAUGGAGUGAAUUCCACCAGGACGGUAAGCUGAUUCUGCGUCCACACGCAUUCUGGACCGAACAGGGUGGCUUCUGGCGUAUGCCCCAUGAUGCACCAGAGCUAUUCGAGGACCUCAAGGAGAGUGAGCUUGUUUUGUUCAAGGGUGAUUUGAACUAUCGGAAAUUGACUAGCGAUGCGGAAUGGGAUCCCACUACCCCAUUUGUAGAGGCCAUUGGCCCACUCGGUCCCAAAUCUGGCAUCCGCGUGCUAGCGUUCCGCACUUGCAAGGCCGACGUUGUUGUUGGCCUCCCAGCCGGUGAGGAUGAAAAGCUUCGCGCGCUGCCUGGUGGCGGUGGCUCCGAGUCUCGCAAGUGGGCUUGGAGCGGGAAGUGGGCUGUCGUCUCACUCUCUGAUGGAAAGGCUUAA
This is a messenger RNA of Penicillium salamii, 1248 nucleotides long. Lineage: Eukaryota; Fungi; Ascomycota; Eurotiomycetes; Eurotiales; Aspergillaceae. The record is from the annotation of a GenBank genome assembly.